Messenger RNA from Dreissena polymorpha, 2684 nucleotides. RefSeq lists its product as uncharacterized. NCBI's taxonomy places the organism in Eukaryota, Metazoa, Mollusca, Bivalvia, Myida, Dreissenidae. The coding region runs from base 158 to 2299 and encodes 713 amino acids. The record is from RefSeq and is a predicted model, not a curated record. The transcript is spliced from 2 exons.
CGGAUUAACAGUUUCGAAGUGGGCGAUUGUCGACGGUUUCCAAGUGCCCGGAUGUACGAGUAAAAAACCGAGUAGCCGCCAUUUGUAAUAGUUAGUCAUCCGGGAAGUCUUUGUGUUUCGUUAUUAGAGCGUAGUAAAUGUAAAAAUAACUUACAGAAUGGAUGAUUUAAGUGACAUGACCUUGGAGACGUUUAGGUUAUGGUCAAUUCAUGCAUUGAAAGUGUUUCUCUCAAGAAGAAAUCGACCAGUGACAGGAUCAUUUGAUGAACUUGCUGCGAGAGCCUUUUGUGUUUGGGAAGAGAAAUUGCCGGUGGACGACAAGGCUGAGCAAAUUGAAUUGCGGUUGCUCCAGGAAUAUAAGAAAAAACUCAUCUUGUCCGAUGGAGAUGUCAUACCAGACCCAUUCACACUCACUACAGGAUGGAAAGGUGAAAAGUCUGGAAUUUCAAUGUGGCCUUCCAUAUACAUUACUGACAUUUCAGCAUACUUGAAUUACUCAACACCACAAGAUGUGAUAAAUAGACUUCUAAAUGAAUACAAGGAAGGCAAAGCUUACCGUUACUUUGAGAGCAAGUGGGUGCAGGAAGUGUUUGUACAUGAUAUACGCCCAAACAGUGACAAGUGUGUGUUGAAAUGUAAAGUUACUCCAUCACAAUCUUUGAACAAUAAAGCCUAUGAUGCGUGGGCUGUAGUGAAAAAAGAUGGAGCAAAUGGACCUGGCGGUGAAAUCAUCUCUGCAUAUUGCUCGUGCACAGCUGGUAUGCUUGGUGCGUGCAACCAUGUCGCUGGACUGCUGUUUAGAGUUGAAUAUGCGGUAAAGACUGGUGCUACGCAAACAUCGUCAACCAGCAAACUGUCCACAUGGAAUGUGCCAAAAAAGAAACCGGACUUAAAACCAAUGAAAGUAAAGGAUGUAGUAUGGACGAAAGGGAAAUAUUCGAAAGGACCAACGGAACAAAGCUCGGCUAACUACAAGCACGAAAUGAAGAAAAACUUCACACCGCUGAACAAACGGCAACUAGAAAUAGUAAACAAUCAGCAGGACAUUAGAAAGGACCUGUAUGACAUAAUAAAAGAUGAAGUAAAGGAUUCUUGCUUUGUGCUUCUACAGGAAAACAGAAGAAUCGCGGUGCCAAAAGCAAAUUUACCAGCUUCUGUGAUGCAGGUUGCAGAGCUGGUGAAAAAUAGUGGAAGUGACAACAUGUCAAAUGUCAUGAUGGACAAACUCCAACUGACGGAGCAAGACUGCGAGGCAUUGAAAAAUGAAACCACUGCCCAGUCAUUUUCAGAUGUUUGGAAAGAGCAAAGGAAAGGCAGACUAACUGCAAGUAUAUUUCAAAGGAUCAGUACUCGUGUUGACACUCUGAGAAAAGACCCUUCUGCAGAUCCUUCAGCGCUGCUGAAGACAGUCUUGGGCAAGGCUGAAGUUAAACAAACCAGUGCCAUGAAACACGGAAUAGCCUUAGAGCCAGUUGCCAAGAAAGCAUACGUGACCCUUAUGAAAAGCAAGCAUAAGAGGUUUAAAUCUAAGGACUCUGGACUUGCGGUGUUACAAAGUAAGCCAUUUAUUGCUGCCAGUGCAGAUCUGGAAACGGAUUGUGAAUGCUGUGGCAAGGGGCUUUGUGAGAUAAAAUGUCCUGAAUCAAUAAAGAACACAUCCCCAUCUGCUGACAAUUUAAAGUAUUUGAAAUUGGAAAAUGGUACUCUAUCAUUGGACACAAAUCAUCCAUACUAUUCACAAAUACAAGGCCAGAUGAAAAUCCUGGAUCGAAAACACUGUGACUUGUUUGUAUUUACUUACCAUGGCCAUGAGUGUAUCAGAGUACCAUUUGAUGAACAAUUUUGGCUGAUUAUUGAAGAGAAGUUAGUUUGGUUUUGGAACAAUUUUGUGUUAAAGGCACUCUUAUCCAGUGUUACAGAUGAAAUUGACACAGAAAACCAGAUGCCAACAAGCCAGGUUUCAUCCGUUGAGGUAAGUGGGCAGCUUGACAUGGACAGCAAGGCACAGAUACAUGUAGCAUGUAGAAAAGCCCUGGAGCCAGUUUUGGAAAGUAAUACCAGUGCAUCUAACAUUCCAACUGCUCCGCGAAAGCGUAGGAGAUUGUGCAUCAAAAAGACUCGUGCCGCUGUCUACCUUUGUGGUGUAUGUGGACUGGACUGUAUUGAUAAACCAAUGUGUGACUCAGAGAAUUCUGUAAAUUGUGAUGCAUGUGGAGCUUGGGUGCAUUAUGUAUGUGCCAAUGUUACAGAUGUACUGUUGGUUAAUGUCGACAAAUGGUUUUGCCCAAGAUGCAAAUAGAACAUGUAAAUAUGUGUGUAUAAUGUAAAUAACACAGCCCAACAGGGCUCACCCUGGUUCAUUAUUGUCAAAAUUUUAAUUUACACUGGAAAUACCUACAUUUUUGGUUAUUGUAUGAAUAUUAAUACUCACAAAAUUGUUACCAAAUAGAAUUUUCUUUAACCAAAUCUAAGCCUUUGGCAAACUUGGCAAAAGGCAGAGUAAGCUCUGCAAAUAAAAUGAAGAAGGCAGUGAUACAAUGUCAUGCGCAAUUGACGCUACACUAGUAAGCCUUUGGGUCCUCAAUGAGUACAUUGUUGUUGUUGUUAUUUUCAAUUUUUUUUUAUUACGUUGUAUGUGUUAUUUGCAUUUCGAUGAGUACCACAGCAUUAAACUGUUAAACAUG